AUGACUUCUUGGAUCACCUUCCUUGUAGGCAUUAUCGCCUGCCUCGGCUUCGCUCUUGCCGCACCCGUUGAAGAGACCGCAAGCGACGGCGUACUGCGAGGCCAGGGCCCUUACCCCUACUCUCUACAGAUCCAAAUUUCGGAGGUCAAGCCCUUUUACUAUGUUUGGGAUAUCUUCCAAGGACCUAGCGGCAUUGCUGUGUACCCUUGCGGUGAUACGCGCUUCGAGAAGGUCUAUCAUGGCGAGCCCGGAUGGCAUACCGACAAGCUAGACAUGGUUCAGCCUCCCUUUCCCCAGAACUAUGAACCUUUCGUCCCGGAGCAAACUUGCAAACCACUCACCAUGUUCGCGUGGUUCACUUUCCUUAUAUAUGUGUCCGCAGGCCUCUUGCUUGUCUCCAGUCUCGCAACACCUAUCCAGAACUUGAGCAUGGAGUUGCAGAAUAACCGCACCACACACGGCCUUUCGCUCAGUUUUGCUAACCAAUCACAGCAAGCGGAGGGAUAUACCAACUCCAUCCAGAUCAUGCUUGAUCGGGAAUCAUACAGGGACUACUAUUGGGAGUUGUUUGUAGGUCCGUACGGCAAGAAAGCAAACCCUUGCGGGACAAACCACAAACCGUUCCGUCUCGCGGCCAUGUCCGGUGUCUUCGGUUACGGACGAAAUGAUAUCGAUCAUCCCCCGAACCCACCUGCGAUGGAGCUUUCCUUUGUGGACAAUAGCAAGAACGAGUGCAAGUGGAAAACCGACGGCGGCGGUGACCCCGGUCAACUCAUCUGUGGCGAUUGGAUGAUUAUGGAUUGCGAGCGAGACGCGAGCUGGAACGACGGUGCUAUCAAUUGCCAUGGCUUCUCGGUCCAUCGAGACUGGGCUUGUAAUUGGUAGACUGAUAUGGUCGGGCCAUGGAAUUGAACUCAGCAAACGAAUCGUUUCCUCGCCCAAAGAGCGUACUGAAGAUG
Alternaria alternata is the source of this 959-nucleotide messenger RNA. RefSeq lists its product as hypothetical. The record is from RefSeq and is a predicted model, not a curated record. NCBI's taxonomy places the organism in Eukaryota, Fungi, Ascomycota, Dothideomycetes, Pleosporales, Pleosporaceae. The transcript is spliced from 5 exons. Bases 1 to 885 code for a protein of 294 amino acids.